This is a messenger RNA of Syngnathus typhle (broad-nosed pipefish), 5812 nucleotides long. RefSeq names its product early endosome antigen 1 (gene eea1). The record is from RefSeq and is a predicted model, not a curated record. The transcript is spliced from 29 exons. Gene Ontology annotation, biological process: endocytosis. The coding region runs from base 138 to 4295 and encodes 1385 amino acids. NCBI's taxonomy places the organism in Eukaryota, Metazoa, Chordata, Actinopteri, Syngnathiformes, Syngnathidae. Gene Ontology annotation, cellular component: early endosome. Gene Ontology annotation, molecular function: metal ion binding; 1-phosphatidylinositol binding.
GUACAGUCCCUCCAAGGACCCGCCCCUUCUCUGUUUUUCUCUGCCUGGUCUUGGUCAGGUGUCUGUGGUACAGCGACGCAAACGUUCCGUCUGGGAAACCGAUUCAGGUUCGUGUUGGGACAAACGCUGAGAAGGCCAUGCUCAGACGGAUAUUACAAAUGACUCCUGGAAAAGGAGGCGCCCAGAAUGCAGAGUCGGAGCAGCCCACCACAGACGUUAACCACGAGCAAACCUCUGAGGGGUUCAUCUGUCCUCAAUGCAUGAAGUCCCACAGCUCAGCAGAGGACUUGUUCAAGCAUUAUGAGCUGUUCCACGACACUGGAGACCUUCCUGCUCAUGUGGCCCCCACUAGGGAAGACCUAUCAAUGUUGCGACAGGAGGUUCAGGACCUACAUACAUCACUUAAGGAAGAAAGAUGGUUUUCCGGGGAGCUGAAAAAAGAAUUAGACAAAGUCCAAGGACACCUGAAGCAAAAUGACGGACAGAUGAGCUCAGAGGAUUCAGUACUAGAAAAGAAGUUAAACGAAUCAGAGACGGAAACAUUUAACAUGAGGCAGAAAGCCGCCCAGCUGGCCACGGAGAUAGUAGAUAUAAAGUCCCGUUAUGACGAAGAGAAGAGUUUAAGGGAAGCUGCUGACCAGAAGCUUUCCAGUGUGACUGAGCUGCUUCAGCAAGAGAAGAAAGAGAAUGAGAAACUCCAGACUGAACUGCUUCAGCGUCCGGGAGUGGAGGACGUUGAGGUACUGCAGAAGGAACUUGUGCAGGUGCAGACAUUAAUGGACCACAUGACUCGCGAGAGAGAGCAGGAGUCGGAGCGCCUCAAAGACCACUAUGAGCAGCUGCAGGCUAAAUUCACUUCCUCAGAGAUGACUAUAUCACAACUGAAAGCAGAGCUGGAGAAGGGGCCACAGGAAGCAGCUGUCUAUACACAGCAGAUCCACCAGCUUCAAAGUGACCUGAAUAAUGCUCAACAACAAAACCAGAAUCUUUCUGAAAAACUGGGACGCAAGGAAAGAGAGUAUCAGCAGCUAGAGGAGCAACUGAAAACUGAGAAAGCUGCCAAAAAAGCAGGCCAACAUAGCCUUAGAGCGAAAGAGCGGGAAAUCCUGGAGGUGCAGGCCCGAGCCACAGGAGCAGAGACGUCUUUGCAGAAAGCCAAUGCAGAGCUUGGAGAGAAAACUGAGGAAGUGGCCAGGUUGAAGGGUGAGAUUACGGACCUGGAGGUGAAGCAUGCCGAACUAAAGGUUGAGAGGAAACAGUUGGAACAGCAAAGGGAAGAAAAGGACAGCCAAGGUGCUCAGCAGCAAACAGAAAUUGGUCAGCUUCAUGCAAAACUACUGGAGGCAGAGAGGCAAGUGGGUGAGCUGCAAGGUCGUCUGAAAGAACAGAGGCAGCUGUCUGGGGAGAAACUGAAAGACAAAGAGCAGCAAGCAGCCGACUUGCAACUUAAACUCUCACGUGCUGAAGAACAGAUGAAAGAAAGUGCCAGUAAGAACACAGACCUGCAGCACCAGCUGGAAAAAGCCAAGCAGCAACACCAGGAGCUGCAAGCACUGCAGCAGAACACCAAUGGCAAACUCCGUGAGUCACAGAAUGACCUGGAGCAGGUAUUACGCCAGAUUGGAGAUAAGGACCAGAAGAUCCAAAAUUUGGAGGCCCUGCUGCAAAAAAGCAAGGACAUUGUGACUCAACUGGAAACUGAGAGAGAAGACUUGUGUGCCAAGAUUCAAGCCGGGGAGGGCGAGACUGCUUUGCUCAACCAACUUAAAGAGAAAAACCACGCACUACAGGAACAGGUAACCCAGCUGACAGACAAGAUGAAGAAUCAAUCGGAGAGCAACAAGCAAGCCCAGGACAAUCUGCAUAAACAAGUUCAGGAUCAGAAAACUCUACUGCGUUCAUCCCAGGACCGGGCCCUCACUCUGGAGACUUCUGUCACUGAGCUAGCCGCUCAGCUCACAGACAGCAAGGAGAAGGUGACUCAACUGGACUCUCAGCUGAAGGCAAAAACGGAGAUGUUGCUGUCUACCGAGGCAGCCAAGGCUGCACAAAAGGCCAACCUGGAGAACAACCUAGAGUCUGCCCAGCAUGCACUACAGGACAAGCAGCAGGAGCUUAUUAAAGUUCAGAAGAAAGUAGAGGAGGCGGCACAGAGACUCAAGGAGAGGCAGGAACAGUGCAGUCAACUGGAAGCCUCUCUUAAGGAGUACAAGGACAAACGUCUGGCCUUGGAGCAACAUGUAGAGAAGCUUGAGGGGCUCAAUAAGAAACAGGAAGCACGGGUGGCAGAGGUGCAGGCUGCAAGGGAUCAGACGCGAAAAGAAGUGAAAAAUCUGCAGAAGGAGGCAUCUGAGGUCAAACAAAAAGUUAAGGAUCUGCAGCUUUUGCUGGACAAUGAAAAAGCAGCGAACGUGACGCUUCAAGAGGAAAUAAAGACAAAGGCUUCCUCGUUGAGUGACAUCCAGAAGCAAUUGGAGUGCUGCGAGCAGGGCAAAGCUGCUCUUGAGCUCAAUGUGGCCAAGCUGACCCAGAAAGGGGAGGUUCAGCAUGCAGAAUGGGACAAGAAAGCAAAGGGCUUUGCUGCAGACUUGCUCAAGGUCCAACAGGAGAAAGAGACUCUAAAGAAAGAUCUGACUUCCACUCAGGAAAGUCUCGGCAAAACCCGCAAGGCACUGAAAGAAUGUGAGUGUCAACUGGACACAGAAAGGAAGAACCAAAAGGUAGCCAUGGAGGAAAAGGAAAAGUCCUAUGAAAAGGCAAGAGGGGAUCUUCAGAAGAGUAACGAGAACAUCAGCAAGGCAAUGACGGAAUCUAAGCAACAACUGGAGCAGAUGAGAGAAGUAGAGAAGAAGCUGAAAGUGCAGUUGGUAUCAUUGGAACAGCAGAACACGAAGACUCUGAGGGAGAAGGACCAAAAUUUGGGCAAGCUGGAGGAGCAAUUUAAGACCGCCACUGUAAGCUAUGAGGAAGAGAUAAAGAAGCUGAAGGGAGAAAUUGCAGAGUUACGGGAAGUCAGUGUUAAGAAAGUGGAGGAAGAACGCCAACUAAGGGAGCAGGCAACAGAAGUCAGCCAGCAGCUGGCUUCUGAGAGAAGCCAGACAGCAGAGCUACAAAAGGCUUUAGAACAAAGUCGCAAAAGCCUCACUAAUCUUCAGUCGGACUUCUAUGGAAAAGAGUCUGAGCUUUCAGCACUACAGGAAGACCUCAAAGUAGCUGAGGACAAACUACGGUUGAACCAGGAAGAGUUGGCAGCUAACCAGACCCAACAGACUGCGUUAGAAAAUCAGAUCCAAGAGCAAAAGAAAAGCUGGAAUGCUCUGGAGCAAGAGCUCGGUAGUCGAGAUCAGAGAAUCCAGCAGCAGGAGAAAUCAUUGAAAGAGCUCCAGAAGGCACAGUGUCAACUUAAGGUAGACCUGGAGAAGGAGAGGAGCAAAAUGGAGGAGCUGCUCAAAGACAAGAGUUACCUGGAAAAGAACAACACCAGGCUGACUUCGGAGAUGAAAACGCUAACAGCAAAGAGUGACAAGGAUCUGCGAGAGUUGCAAGAAGCCAAGCAGCUGUUGAUCCAGCAGAAACUGGAGCUGCAGAGCCAGCUGGAGAUUGCGCAGGGUGCCCUCCAACAGGAAGAGAAAGAACACCAGACCACCAGGGACACCUGCAAUCAAAGAGCGGAUCAGCUUCUCGCCAAAACCAAAGAUCUCCAAGAUCAGCUGUCCUCCGAGAAGCGAGCCAAAGAUGAGCAGGUGAAGCGAGGAGAGGAAGUGGAGGCGAAAAUGGGUGCCCAGAUGACAGCGCUGAAUGAAAACGUGGCCACCCUAAAGAGAGAGUGGCAGAGUAGCCAGCAACGAGUGUCUGAGCUGGACAAGCUGACAGACGAGCUGAGGGGGGAAAUCGCUGUGCUGGAGGCCACUGUGCAACACAACCAGGAUGAGAGACGUGCGCUUUUGGAAAGGUGUGUCAAGGGAGAAGGAGAAAUUGAGAAGCUCCAAGCCAAGAUGCUGGAACUGAGGCGCAAAGUUGACGACACGACGGCAGCCAUGCAGGAGCUGGGCCGAGAGAACCAGUCCCUCCAGAUUAAGCAGUCCCAGAGUCUUACCAGGAAAUGGGCAGAGGAUCACAAGGUGCAGAACUGCAUGACGUGUGGCAAAGGCUUCUCUGUCACUGUCAGGAAGCAUCACUGCAGACACUGCGGAAAUAUUUUCUGCGCCGAGUGUUCGUCAAGGAACGCCUUGACGCCGUCCUCCAAAAAACCCGUGCGGGUUUGCGAGACGUGUUUUGAGGAGCUGCAAAGCUGAGUCAACUCUCAAGGCGAAAACUCAAGUUGUCUUUCUCGUGUAAGAUGUGCACCAAAAAGGACAGAGCCAGUGUUGUGAAGGUAAGAGAGGGGCCUUUUAGUGGCAAACGUGCUGACGCAGGAGCACUCGGACUUGUGUGUACAGUGGGUUUUUGUGCCUUUGCUCAUUCUGUGACCGGCCGCUAGGUGGCGACAGAAGCAAAUAAACGCCUCCCAUGACUUCUAAGUUGUCUUUAUCUGUAGUGUUUGGCUUCUGUAAAAGUGGCUUAAAAAGUCGAUGGGAGAUUGAAGUCAUCACAGUGGAAGUCAAUCAGUAAAUGUAAUGUUGAAAAGCACAGCUGCCACGCAAUUGUAAAUGCAAGUAACUAUUUUGUCUUAAAAACAAAGUCAAGUCAAAGUCUGCUUUAUUGUCACACAUCAAAUGUGAGAAUUGAGAAGUAACACACCUGGAAAAAGUCGUCUCAUGAAUCGGUUCAUUUUGGUGCAGCUUUUGACACCUCGGAUGUCAGAUCAGUUACUGCAUGUUGCCUUUGUGUGGCAGCCCAUUUGUGUGUGCGUGCGUGCGCACGUUUAUCUGUUGACAUUGUUGUAUAUGAUGACCAAAGAAUGUGAGGAGAGGAAAAACUCAAGUUUCAUGUUUCAGUUAAAUCAUCUUGUCAAGUUCAGUUCUUAACACAGCACUGCACGCCGUGGCUGACAUUCUUUUAUCGUGCCACAUUUCUAUUGUGCGUGUUAAUGUCUUUAAAAGAGGUGGUGCUUGUUUUUUUCAAACUGGCAAUGCAGUCAUGAAAUGUGCCUGCAUGUUCUUUUGUUUGCGAGUGUGGGUUAAGUGUCAGGAUGCACAUUGCACGACCUGCAGACUUUAAUGCUCAAUUUAUGUCUCGCGCUUGUAAGAAUUGAAAUCUUUAUUUAAGUUAUGACUCCACUUGUCAAUCAUUCGUUAGUUCUUUUAAGCACUGAAGCAGGCUGCAAAAACGUAUUACAAAAAAUAUAUAUUUUGGCAUCACGCUCCAACUUAGAAUGUUUCACAACCGUUUCCUUUUUGUCUACCUCAAAUGGGUAGGGGAAGGGGAGCUUUAUGUCAACCUUCAAGACGUCAUGUCAUAUAGACUGCAGUACCUAAUCCUAUUCAUAGCUCCCUUUCUCAUUGCAGUGCUACUACAAGAGUCAGCAUUUCUGUCCCUGAAAGGAAACGUAAAAUUGAGUUGGUGCAGUAUUAGUAUUUUUUUUUAACCGAGCACCACCACAGACUUGUAGAUUAGACACUCUGUCAUUCUUUUCGUUCUUCCAGUCUGCUGUCAAACAUGUUAAGCAGCAAAACGAUGUCUCGUGGUAUGAAGGGUUUGAUUUGAUGGUUGUGGGUGAAGGUUUAUGUCUUCACGCACUGUUACCUUUGUUUAGGUGGGCCAACAUGUAUUAAAUAGUGAUAAGAAAUAUUUUGUAAUGCACACUCACUUGAAUCAGUUCAUUUUCUAAUUCAUGGCAAUGAAAAACGUAAAUAAAACAUUCAUAAUUCUG